Molecule: messenger RNA, 2654 nt
Organism: Ricinus communis (castor bean)
Lineage: Eukaryota; Viridiplantae; Streptophyta; Magnoliopsida; Malpighiales; Euphorbiaceae
Exons: 7
Coding region: 409-1854 (481 amino acids)
Source: RefSeq, a predicted model, not a curated record
UAUUUAGGCGGGAAAUUUCCCAAUAAAAUUAAAUUAAGAAAAGCCUAGGUUCUUGAUAGAAAUUCAAAAUUUUUAUUUCCCGGCAAACGUCUCUGCCUGGCUUGCACUGCAAUUGAUUAUCAAAGAAGAAAACAAUUGGCGAACCAUUUCCACAUCAUCUCUGCAAAUCUAUCUCGAUUGCAAUCUCCAAUUUUUUUUAUAUAUUGAGAGAGAGAGAGUGUGUGUGCGCGCGCGCAUGUGCACUAUGGAUUUACCCAUUGAAGGAAUGGAGAAAGUAGUGGCAACAGUUAGUGGGUACCAUGGAACGGAGCGUUUUAACCUGAUUAAGCUAAUAUCACACUCCGGCGCCAGUUAUGUAGGUGCAAUGUCAAGAUCAAUAACACACUUGGAAGGAAAUAUGAACUAGCAAUGAAGUUUAAAGAAACAAUAAUCGUCAAUCAUCGGUGGAUUGAGGACUGUAUCAAGCAAGGGAAGCGUGUUUCGGAGCAUCCUUACAUGUUGCAAAGCGGAAGUGAAGUAGGGCCUCUAUUGCUGGAGGUCCCAAUCAUUGAUAAGAAUAGAAAUUGUAAAGCACUGCUUGACAAAUUCAGCAUUUUUGAAGACUCUGAAAGACGAGAUUAUGGCAAGGAUUGUCGAGAUUCUUCUGGUCUUACUUUGUGGACUGAUUCCUUUUUGUUGGAUGAGAAUUUGUUUCCUGAGGUGACAAAAAACAACACUAAUUCGUACAAAUCAAAGCCAAAACAGGCAACCAAAACUUCAAAGCAGGAAAAAAAGUCAAGUGGUAGAUAUGAUCUUCCGGAUCCUUCUUUAUCUGGUACAGCUAGUUUGGAGGAAGAAGAUUCAAGUUCAAAAUCUUCUAUUCAUUCUGUGAGAGAGAAGAGGAAGAUUUCAGGUGAUGAAGGGACAAGCACUUAUUCUAACAAGCGUUUGAUGAGGGGAAAACGGAAGAUUUUUUAUGAUAUUGGAAAUACUUCUUUGACUAAACCUUCUUGUGAUGGACGGAGGCUCAUGAAGAAAAAUUUGGGCAGAGACAAUUUAGAGAUUGGGAUUUUGGAUUCCGAUAAUGAGUGCCAUCCAAUUAUACCUCUUGAUGAGAACAGUGAUGCAGCUACUUCAUCUGAAUUUGAAGAUCACAAAAGAACAGUUAACACAUUUGAGAUUGGAACAGCAUCUGACUCUGCCUUGAAUACUGAGGCUUCUAGAUAUGAAGCUUUUGAUAAUAUUGAAGAGAUAAGUGGUAGGAAUUAUAUGCCUGCUCCUGAGAAUACUAGUUCAUAUCCUGAGGUGACAGCAGUUGAUACACCAUAUGGUUGUCCUGCUAUUCAGAACUUAGCUGGCAAGAAUGAUGAUGUGAGUCAGUCUGAAUGCAUUUCUGGAUUACCUACAUCAGUGGAAUUAUCAUGUGUUAUAUGUUGGACAGAUUUUAGUUCAAUUAGAGGUGUUUUGCCAUGUGGGCACCGAUUUUGUUAUUCAUGCAUCCAAAACUGGGCUGAUCAUAUGAUUUCAAGAGGAAAAAUUUCCACAUGUCCUUUGUGCAAGACUAGUUUUGUAAGCAUUACUAAAUUGGAGGAUGCAGCCACUUCUGAUCAGAAAAUUUACUCUCAAACUAUUCCUUGUGACUCCUCAACAACAAAUAUUUUGAUGUUACAUGAUCGUGCAAACAGAUUUGGUGUUGAGUCCUCAUUAGCCACAGUUUGUGGUGAAUGCUGUUGCCGGGAACCUGAGGAUCUUCUUAUUAGCUGUGAUCACUGCCAUAUUCGAUGUAUUCAUAUCUACUGCUUGGACCCUCCUUUGAUACCAUGGACCUGCAUUCAAUGUAAGGAUCUCCAAAGGCUAUAUUACCAUGCCAGAUAAUAUCUUUCUCAGGUAUACAUCCUUACACUGCAAGAACUUUCAUUUGUUAUACCUGAAAAAGCAUUUUAGCUUGAUUUCUGCUCGUGCAGCUCUGAUUGUUAGUGUCAGCGAACAUCUUUUUCUGUUUAAAUGGUCAUCACUGGGAUCGGUUGUUGAUUCUUCUCAUAGUUGUUGACCAGACAACUUUUGACUCAUUUCCUAGUGCCUGACCCCUCUUUUUGCAAGUGUAAUUAGCUGGAAGUCUCUAGACGCUCUACUCUUACACCCCAUAGCUAUGCGUCUAAUACAAAAUCAAACGCUACUUGAUUGUAACCUCUUAACCUCUAAACUCUUAGAAAAACAUUUUGAAAUGAGAGUUUGUCUGCUGUUGAUUUUAUUCCCAGUGUACAUGCCAUUUGUAGAAUAAAAUCUUUGUUAGGAAAAAAAAAAGAUAUUUUUUGUUAUUUGAACUAUUGGCUCGUGUUGAUUAUGCGCAUGCUUGUGUGAUAAUUUCAUGUUCAUUCCAUUGCUUUAGCAGUUAAAGAUUUUGAUUGCCGAUUAUUAGGGACUACCAUUCUGUAAGGGAAAAGCUGUACAGGUUUCUCUUAAUAAGUUUGCUGCAUAGUUAUUGAUUACUAUAAGUAUGGCUGGCAAUUUUUAACAUAACCGGAUCAAAGGACAUGAUAAGAUACAUAAUACGUAAAUGUAUUUGACUUUGAAAUAAAUAAAUUCGGGUCAUAAAUAGAUUAAACGACUUAAUAUGUGAAUAAUACGAGUAAACAUGUUUAUUUAAACAGAUUACUAAGUUAAUAAGUAAUACA